Messenger RNA from Vittaforma corneae ATCC 50505, 1089 nucleotides. RefSeq lists its product as uncharacterized. The record is from RefSeq and is a predicted model, not a curated record. NCBI's taxonomy places the organism in Eukaryota, Fungi, Microsporidia, Nosematidae. Gene Ontology annotation, biological process: proteasome-mediated ubiquitin-dependent protein catabolic process. The transcript has a single exon. Bases 1 to 1089 code for a protein of 362 amino acids.
AUGGAGUCAUCCUUUCGAGAACCAACAUUAGAAAUAGUCCAUCUUGUAGACUCUGGCAGAUCAUCGGAAACAAUCCGGCAGUUUCUUGUACAGAGGCUUAACAUCAAUCUCUAUAAAAGAUACAUGGAGAAAGGCAUUCUGGAAUACAGCAAACAAGACUUGGACUAUAUGAAUUCGGAAAUUUCAAAGAAAAUUAAAGAGUUUGAGCAGGAAAAAAGUGAAAAUGCAGAGAACGAGCCGUACAUUAUUGAAAUGGAUAAGAAAGUAUGCGAAUUUUAUGCGCAAAUUUUUGAUGUUAAAAGCUUCGAGGUGCUUGCAAAGGAAUUGCUUGAGCAGGACAAUUCAGCAUCACUUAAAAUGAACAUCUUGAUGUGUAAAAUAAGAAUGGCCAUUAUUUUGGAGGACACUCGUUCUCUCGAAAGAUAUAUUGAGGAUGCAAACUAUGCUUUUGAAAGCUCCAGUGACUGGGAAUGCAAAAAUAGAUUCAAAGUGUACUUCGGGCUAUUCCAUCUUUUAAGAGCCGAGUUUGACAGGGCUGCUGAAUGCUUCUGUAGCUCUCUGGCCUCCUUUGGUGCAUACGAGCUUCUUUCGUUUGAAAAAUUAAUCCUUUAUCUUGCUUUCUCUUCUUUGAUUUCAUUUGAGAGAAAUAAGUUGAAAAGGGACGUGAUAGACAACCCAGAGGUGAGAAAAUGCAAGGAGUUUCUAGAAUUGCCUGAGUGCUUAUUCAACUGUGAGUACUCGCUGCUAUUCAGAAAACUUCUUAAAUUUAUUGAAUACUGCGAAAAUGACUGUUUUUUAAGACCAUUCAAAGAAUAUUUCUGCAAAGAGAUGAAGGUAAAGGGAUAUUGCCAGCUUCUGCUGUGCUAUCAGUCUCUGCAUCUUGACAAAAUGGCACAGUACUUCGAUGUUGAGAGUGAGCAUGUCGAAGAGGACUUGAGAAACUUUAUAGUGGAGGGAAAGUUAAAGUGUAUUAUUGAUAGGAUUGACGGCGUUGUGAGAAUGAGAAUGGGCGGAAAGGGAGAAGACCUGCGACACCUGAUAAAAACUGGUGAGAAGGUUUUAAGGGAUAUUAAAAAAUCAAUAAAUUGA